Ilyonectria robusta is the source of this 843-nucleotide messenger RNA. RefSeq names its product RTA1 like protein-domain-containing protein. The coding region runs from base 1 to 843 and encodes 280 amino acids. The transcript is spliced from 3 exons. NCBI's taxonomy places the organism in Eukaryota, Fungi, Ascomycota, Sordariomycetes, Hypocreales, Nectriaceae. The record is from RefSeq and is a predicted model, not a curated record. Gene Ontology annotation, cellular component: membrane.
AUGUCCACCACGACAGAUCUCACUCCCCCACGCUAUCAUUAUGACCCUUCUCUGGUCGCUGCCGCUACCUUUGCAGGCCUUUUCGGCGUUUCCGGCUUCAUCCACUUGUACCAGCUAGCCAAGGGCCGGACUUGGUAUUUUAUUCCCUUUGUCAUCGGCGUAUUCUUCGAAGUUUUUGGGUACAUUGCUCGAUCCAUCAAUGCACACCAAACCCCAGACUGGCAAAAGGGUCCAUUUAUCGCCCAAACUCUCCUCCUGCUCUUAGCACCCGCCCUGUUCGCUGCCUCUAUUUAUAUGAUACUGGGCCGAAUUAUUCGGAUUUUGGAGGCUGAGAAGCUCUCCAUCGUUCGAGUCAACUGGUUGACCAAGAUCUUUGUCCUUGGCGACGUCCUCUCGUUUGUGGUCCAGACCAUCGGCGGUGUGAUACUUUCAAAUUCAGAUAGCAAGAACGGUAUAGAUGAAGGUCAGGACAUUGUUCUUGGCGGCUUGGCGAUCCAAAUCGCCUUCUUUGGAGUUUUCAUCUCAGUCAUCUCCGUCUUCCACUACCGCAUCGUACGAAAUCCAACUUCCGCGAGCAUUCAAACGACACUCUCUUGGAAGCGAUAUAUUUUCGUCCUAUACGGUGCUUCUCUAUUGAUCAUGGUUCGAUCGAUCUUCAGAGUUGCACAAUUCUCCGCAGGGCCACACAGCGUGCUACAGACCAAAGAGGUGUAUCUCUACUGCCUGGAUUCAGCCCUCAUGUUGAUGUGCGCGCUGUUGUUCAAUAUUCAACACCCAAGUGCUGUGGUUCAGAGAAGUCAUUACAAGCCUUCUGCUGCCCACGUCGAGGUGUCAUCGGUCUAA